CUAACUCUCACCACUCUUAUGUUGAAACCCUAGCCUCAAGAAAAUCCACUGCCUCCUCUCUAGCUCCGGCGACCGGAGCCGUGAUUCCGACGAGUUCUCCGGCCAACCUUUCUCCGGCUACACACAUACUCCGACACCCUACUUCCUUCUUCCACCAUUCUUCACCCAAACCCACCUCACAGCUCCCAUCUUCCUCUACUGAACGGCCGGCCACCACCAUAUGGUGGUGGCGUACGGCGACGAAGACACAGAGAAUCGUAGAAGCGAGAGAGAUAACGGAAAAUGAAGAGGCCGAUCACCACCCCUCCCGUGGUGGUGUGAUGGUGACGGACGAGGGUUCCGGCACUCCGAGAUGAAACUGGAUCGCAGCUGGAAUAAGAUUAGAGUGCGGCUGGGAUGAUAGUAAUGGCUAGUUGGUUUAGGUCUCGAUUCAAAGGGAGGGAUGGCGACGGUCGAUGCUCGGUUCAAGGAUGUCAGUGGUGGUGGAACUGACGGCAACGAAACCGGUCCGAUCAGACGGCGCCGACGACAGUAACAACAAUGGCAUCACCCACACCAAGUCGCCUCUUAAUGUCAGUCGGUACAUUCUUAUCUUCGGUUGCUUUGCAUUCUUUUGUGGCUCUCAGCUACAUGGUGUGGUUGACCAACUUAGGACAAAGGCUUAUCCGGCGAGCAAACUGAGAUCUGUGCAUUAUCAAUUGGAACUUGCUGUUUGGGAAGCUGGAGUGGUCAUGGGUCGAGAUACAUGGAAUCUCAAUACAAGCUCAAUGGUUUAUGUACUCUUGGUUUACUAAACACUUAACAAAUGAUUUAUGCUUCCGCUGUACACAAUGAAUGAUAUGUAACGUUUGUAACGCUUUAUGUUAGUAAAUGAAAGUUUUAUUUAAUUAUAA
This is a messenger RNA of Helianthus annuus (common sunflower), 893 nucleotides long. RefSeq lists its product as uncharacterized. Bases 456 to 794 code for a protein of 112 amino acids. The record is from RefSeq and is a predicted model, not a curated record. The transcript has 3 exons. Lineage: Eukaryota; Viridiplantae; Streptophyta; Magnoliopsida; Asterales; Asteraceae.